UCCCCUUUUCUUCGUUUCCUUAUAACGUUAUAACGCUCAAGUUAGCUGAAAGCUAACGAUAAAAAACGGAGGGCAGUGUUGUUAACAUUAGCCCUUAAAGGAGUACCUGUUUCCUGGCAGCCUGGUGCCUAGAGAGGGUGUGGUGGUGACCUCGGCAGCUCUGCUCAGCAGGCAGGUGAGGUGACCCGGCGUCCACGGAGUUCUGCAGCAUGUGAGGCGGGCCACGGGUAUGUGGCAGCACACGGCGGAGGAAGAGUCCCCCACCCUGCGGCCGCGCCGCAUCCAGAACCAGAAUGUGGUCCACCGGCUGGAGCAGCGGCGCAUCAGCUCGGGCCCAGCAGGGGCUCACUGGUACCGCGUGCGCUGUUUCCACCAGAACCUCUUCCCCAACUUCACAGUUGUAAAUGUGGAGAAGCCACCCUGCUUCCUACGGAAGUUCUCUCCUGAUGGGCGCUGGUUCAUCGCCUUUUCUUCUGACCAGACGUCACUGGAAAUAUAUGAGUACCAGGGGUGCCAGGCGGCCCAAGACCUGCUCCAGGGUCAGGAGGGCGAGACCCUCGCCAAUGGCAACGACCAGGCCUCACUGGGCAUCCGUGGGCGUCUCUUUGAGCGCUUCUUCUGCCUGAUGCACGUCACCAACGUGGCGUCCAACGGCGAGCACCUGAACCGUGAGUGCAGUCUGUUUACGGACGACUGCCGCUACGUCAUUGUGGGCUCGGCAGCCUACCUGCCCGAGGAGCCUCACCCGCACUUCUUCGAGGUGUACCGCAACAACGAGUCGGUGACGCCCAACCCACGCGUGCCCCUGGAGGACUACUCGCUCCACGUCAUCGACCUGCACACAGGCCGCCUCUGCGACACGCGCACCUUCAAGUGCGACAAGAUUAUCCUGUCCCACAACCAGGGUCUCUACCUGUACCGGAACAUACUGGCAGUCCUCUCUGUCCAGCAGCAGACUAUUCAUGUCUUCCAGGUAACUGGCGAAGGCACCUUCCUGGACGUGCGGACCAUCGGCCGCUUCUGCUACGAGGACGACCUGCUGACUCUGUCGGCCGUCUACUCGGAAGGCCCGUCAGCGGAGGGCCAGGGCCAGCCGGGCUUCUCGCGGCUCUACAAGGAGAAGAGCAUCAGCUCGCUGAAGCACAGGCUGCUGGUGUACCUGUGGCGGCGCGCCGAGCUGGACGGCAGCGCACUGGCCAAGCGGCGCUUCUUCCAGUACUUCGACCAGCUGCGGCAGCUGCGCAUGUGGAAGAUGCAGCUGCUGGACGAGCAGCACCUCUUCAUCAAGUACACCAGCGAGGACGUGGUCACCAUGCGCGUCAGCGAUCCGACCCAGCCCUCCUUCUUUGUGGUCUACAACAUGGUUUCCACGGAGGUGCUGGCGGUGUUUGAGAACACGUCAGACCAGCUGCUGGAGCUCUUUGAGAACUUCUGCGACCUGUUCCGCAAUGCCACACUGCACAGUGAGGCUGUCCAGUUCCCCUGCUCAGCCUCCAGCAACAACUAUGCCCGCCAGGUGCAGCGCAGGUUUAAAGACACCAUAGUGAACGCUAAGUAUGGUGGUCACAUGGAGGCUGUGCGGCGUCUGCUGGGCCAGCUGCCUAUCAGUGCCCAGUCCUACAGCAGCAGCCCCUACCUGGACCUCUCUCUCUUCAGCUACGACGACAAGUGGGUGUCCGUCAUGGAGCGUCCCAAAACCUGUGGCGACCACCCCAUCAGGUUCUAUGCGCGUGAUUCUGGCCUGCUGAAGUUUAAGAUCCAGGCGGGUCUGCUGGGCCGACCGGUCAGCCAUGCAGUCCGCAGACUAGUGGCCUUCACCUUUCACCCCUUUGAGCCCUUUGCUAUUUCAGUCCAACGAACCAAUGCCGAGUAUGUGGUCAAUUUCCAUAUGCGCCACGUGUGUACAUGACACACACACACACACACACACACAGAGAAACUUAAGCUCAAACUCUAAAGACAAGCAGACAAGCUACUGUGGGCAGUACAUGCACAUACAGACACAAGUCUCUUUUAUCUUUGUCACGUGCAUACGUAUGCAGUGCAGUGAGACACAAACUCAGUCACACAUACACACGCCCUCAUUGCCUUCGAUAUGCUGGACUUUGCUUAUGGACUUGGGAGGAAGACUCAUUUGUAGCCGUUGUGAAGACUUAUUUUAUUUGUAUGUUUGGGACCAGUAAUGUGUGUGUGUGAGAGAGUGAGAGAGUGAGAGAGAGCAUGUCUUAUGUUGAAAUUUAAGUUUUCAGAUCUUAUUUUGUUACACAUUUUGUUACUGUUUUACCCUAACACACCAAAGCAGAACUUCCAUGUGUAUUUAAAAAAAUGGUAAAAAUGAAUAAAGGUUUUCAUGCUUUUUAUAUA
This is a messenger RNA of Alosa alosa (allis shad), 2364 nucleotides long. It is a transcript of the gene det1, whose product is annotated as DET1 partner of COP1 E3 ubiquitin ligase. Gene Ontology annotation, biological process: positive regulation of proteasomal ubiquitin-dependent protein catabolic process; protein ubiquitination. Gene Ontology annotation, cellular component: cullin-RING ubiquitin ligase complex; nucleus. The record is from RefSeq and is a predicted model, not a curated record. The transcript has 7 exons. Gene Ontology annotation, molecular function: ubiquitin protein ligase binding; ubiquitin-like ligase-substrate adaptor activity. The coding region runs from base 230 to 1909 and encodes 559 amino acids. NCBI's taxonomy places the organism in Eukaryota, Metazoa, Chordata, Actinopteri, Clupeiformes, Clupeidae.